AUGACCCAGUUCAUAUGGUGCUCGAGCGUCUUCUGCGUGCUGGUGGCCCUCUGGACGGGACUGCGCAUCUACUCGAGGCAGGUGAGACAGAUGCCCUUGGGACUUGAGGACAUGCUGUAUGGGAUUUCUGUUGUCACCUUUUACGGCUUCAUUGUCGCUCUUUACAUGUCGGUCUACCUCGGUGGAGCGGGCUGGCAUAUGGAUGAGCUGAAUAAGUGGCACGUCGCACGACUGACACAGGUAAGUUUUGUUGCAAUUUGUCUGUAUGGCCUCUCGAUGUGUACAGUAAAGUGGUCCAUGCUGUUCAUGUUGAAACGCAUUUUUGCGGUCCGGUACUUCAGGGUUCGUAUCGUCACUUGGAUCAUCAUAGGAAUGCAGGCAGCCUGGCUGCUCCAGACAGUCCUGAUCGGAUUUCUCAUCUGCCAACCCGUCCAGAAGAACUGGGAUCCCACCGCCGCCGGAAGCUGUGGCAACCGUAUCGCAGGGUACACAUCCGUCAGCGUGGUCAACGUCGUCGUCGACGUGCUGAUGCUCGUGCUCCCGCUGCCCAUGGUCUUCAAUCUGCAGGUCAAAUCCGGCUACAAGGUCGGGCUAUUCAGUAUCUUCGGCAUCGGCAUCGUGACGGUCGUCUUCUCUGUCGUGCGGCUCUUCUCGCUCAACUCGAUCGACUUUGACGACUUUUCCUACACCGUGCCCGAGGUCAUGGUCUGGACGUCGGCCGAGAAUGGAGUCAUUAUCCUGGUGGCUUCUUCUGCGCUGCUCAGGCCCGUGUUUGAUAAGAUGUUCCAUGGCCUCCUGUCCCUCUCGGGAAGUAGGAACAGGCUGGGGGACGCGUCGAAUCAGUAUCCUUAUGGGCAGAAUAGUCGCUCGGGACUGGGCAUGGGCAGCAGGAUGCGCAAGGAGUUUGUUUCUGUUGGGGAUGGCGAUGGUGAUGCCAAUGGGGUGAGUUUGUCUCUUGACCCUAGGGGUCUUUCCCCCUCCCUCCCCCGCCCUCCAGCGACUUGACCUUUUAUUGACACUUUUUAUCUCUUCUCUUCCUGCUUUUUUUUCCAGUCCGACGAUUUCCUCGAACUAGGUAACCUAGGCCCCAAGACAGAGAUCACGGUGGGCACGCGUCACAGCCAGGGCACCUUACUCAACAGUUUCCCGGCAGAAUCGAGCGCUGCACAGUCAUCAAUGGAAGGGAGAAAAACCAUCAUCAAUAUUAAACAAACAGUCGUGCAAACCUACGAGUGAAUGGUUGCUGGGUGGUCAGAUAUGGCUACCAAAAAAAGGUUGUCCUGGAAGAG
Molecule: messenger RNA, 1289 nt
Organism: Cryphonectria parasitica EP155
Lineage: Eukaryota; Fungi; Ascomycota; Sordariomycetes; Diaporthales; Cryphonectriaceae
Exons: 3
Coding region: 1-1005 (334 amino acids)
Source: RefSeq, a predicted model, not a curated record